Athalia rosae (coleseed sawfly) is the source of this 1713-nucleotide messenger RNA. RefSeq names its product androgen-induced gene 1 protein-like. Gene Ontology annotation, cellular component: membrane; endomembrane system. The record is from RefSeq and is a predicted model, not a curated record. NCBI's taxonomy places the organism in Eukaryota, Metazoa, Arthropoda, Insecta, Hymenoptera, Athaliidae. The coding region runs from base 423 to 1169 and encodes 248 amino acids. The transcript has 6 exons.
GCUAGCUAUCUCGGCACUGCGGCGUGGGUCAGUGGAGGAUCAACUCGGUGUACGAUAGAAUAAAACGACGGUUUCACUGAACACUCGCGUGCUUUUUAAGGCAUGCAGUUUACAAUAAUUGUAGUCAAUCUAAUGCACCGAUAGUAAAGGAGUAAAUAGUACACGUGCGAGGGGCGCGUUUAUCUUUAAUUGUGUUAAUUGACCGCGCUAGUGUACAGUGUGAACCGUUAUCAUUGGCAGUAUAGUUCAACCUAAGGCCCGCUCGAAUCGUUUGCUCUUAGUCUUUUUUUAAUCGUCACUAGUUUUUAGUAGCUCGCUGCGGAGCUAAGCCACUGUGCCGACGACUAGAUUGCAGAUAUUUCUAGGUUAUACCUAAUACAGGGUAAUAGCCGAAAUCAAUUGUCAGCUGUGAAUAAAAAAAAAUGGAGGUCAAGGAUGACAAGAGUAAAAAGCUAGACAAGCUGCUGAUAGGAAUGCACGCUAUUGCCUGCGUACAAUUCGCCUUCUCCGUAUAUUAUGAUUACACUUAUAUCGUCAUCCCACGACGUGUUGCCAAGAUGCACAGCGCUUAUGGUGGAAAAUUCAAAUUUCUCACCUUUUGGAAUGCGAUACUGCAAGCUGUUUUCUUUUUCGUGUGUCUGGCGAAUGACUUCGGUGGAAGCAAUGAGUUGAGUCCAACAAAACGACCCUUCCUGCGCCGGUUCAAAGAUUUUUUUCACGCCAGCCUCGCAUUUCCAGUCGCGAUGUUCGUAGGGGUGACAUUCUGGGCUUUGAUGGCCGUGGAUCGUGAGCUGGUACUGCCUCGUGCGGUAGAUCCUUAUUUUCCUUGGUGGUUAAAUCAUCUGAUGCAUACAAUGAUCGUCGUUUCUACCAUCGCCGAGAUGUUCACUGCUCCACGUCAAUAUCCCUCACGUCUAGCCGGUCUUGGAGGUCUCCUUGUUUUUAUGGCAAUUUAUCUGAUCUGGGUGUUGAUUAUUUACACAAAAGGUGGUAUCUGGGUGUACCCAGUGAUGGAGGUACUGUCCUGGCCCCUACGGAUCUGCUUCUUCCUCGUUCUCUUUCUGUUUGCCGCUGCCCUUUACAUAUUCGGAGAAUACUUCGAUCGGCUCAUCUGGGGACAAACUCGGAAAUCUGCAGGUAAGAGUGGCAAGAAAAGGAAAUCAAAAUGAAGAAGCGUUAGAAAAUUCAAUGGUUGUUAUAUGAGUAAAUCGUUAAAUAUUUUUUUAUUGUUGAUUCAUAUCAUUCAAUCACGGGUGAUUGUCAUUUUCUCCCAACAGUUGCAUUUGUUAUUUACUGUAAAAACGUCAUCAUACGUCUGCCAUGUGAUCUGAAAUUCAGCAUAAAACUGUCGACGAUGAUGAGAUUGAGCAAUAAUAAUAAUAAUAGUAAUACUAGUAAUAAUAAUAAUAACAACCGUGGCAAUAAAUCUAGGUAGUAUAAGGCAGUUGUUACAACAAUCUCAUGUGUAAGGUAAUUUUGAGAAAUUUGUAGAGAGAUAAAGAUUCUUAAAUCGACGAGUAAGCUGUAAAUAAAGCUUAGAUUUUUAUUUGUAAGUGCAAGGAUAUAGUAAAUUGGAAAUAGCGUUCAUUUUCUUACGUACAAAGGAACAAGACCUUGUUGCCUUGAAGCAUGUUAAUGUUUACUGAAAUGUGUUCAUUAUGAAUGUCUACGUUAAUUUCUUAUGCAAUAAAGCUUUAAUAGUCUUACGGCUUA